AAAAUUUUAAUCAUCCAUUAUUUAUCCCUAGGUUCUUAAGAUUAUGUGCAAGAUGCUGAGUUAGACAAAGACAGAAUACGGUGAUCUAAUGUUUGCCUCUUUGUCUCCUAGAGUUCUACAAUUAUUUAACAGUGGAUACACGUAGUCCAUUCUAUGUAUCGAUGGAAUAUUCUUUGGAAUUGACAGCUAUCUUCUCUUUGUUAUUAUAUGUACCAAGCUGAUAGAAGCACGAUUUGUUCUUCUGAGACCUGUAUCAUUUCCUUAUAUAGAAAUUUAGGGCACGAAGGCUUCAAAAUCAAUUAUCAUGGCCCGUGUAAUAAGUCAAGAAACUUAUAAUGAAGCUGUUAAUGAAAAUAUUGAAAUAUUUUCUAUGUCACCCGAGGAAGCUAUCGAAGAAACUGUAAAACAAUUUAACUCACAGGGAGUAGAUCUAAGCAAUAUUAUUAAAGAUUUAAUUAUAACGCAAGAUCAUGAUUUAAUAUUGACUUACCUAGAUCAGCUUAGAUCUGCUCUGACCAAAAAACAUUAUGAAAAAAUUCCUCAUGUGCUGGAUAAGCUUUCUGUCCAAUUAGAUAAGGACAUUGCACGUAGAGUAUAUGCUGGAAAACGAGGUUGUUAUGGUAUUUUACUUAACAUUAUGAAAGAUUGCAAAUAUGAUACUUUGAUACUUAAAUCUGCGUUAGAAACUAUUACCUCGCUAAUGACUGGUAAUCCAGAUUUAUUGGAUGACAAAGGUGUUUCUAUUCAAAUGGAAAUUUUAGAUAAACAGGAGGACAAAUUGGUGUUACAAUGUUUGUUACGUUGGAUAAGGGCAUGUUGUAUCAAACACGAAGCAAACAGACAAAACAUAUUUAAUGCUGAUAUUUUUAAUAGACUUAAAAAGAUAUUAACUCGUGAUAAUGCGACAGCAUCGGAAGUACGAGAUGCAUGCUCCGUAAUUAGAGCACUUGUAUUAGACGAUGAUAUUAGACAUGAAUAUGGAAAAGCACAUGAACACGCGACAGUUAUAGCAAGGGGUGCAUUGGAUGUACUUACUGGUUUAUUGUCCAGAUUCAAAAACGAGAAAGCGGUAAUGGGUGACCUGAUGAUCACACUGGCUUCGUUAAUCGUAAGAAAUGAAUUUUGUCAGGACGUGACAGAUGCGGGUGGCUUAAAAUUUGUUCUAGACAUUAUCAUUAAUUAUCCUGAUUCUGAGAAAUUAAAUUGGCAAGCUUUGAAAUUAUUAAAAGCUCUUGCUGGCAAUGACAAUGUGAAAUCGCACAUAGUGACUGCAGGAGGUGGACCUUUAAUAGUUUCUGUAAUCAGCAGAUUCAAGAAAUUUGAAGGUAUUGUUAUCGCUGGACUUGCAUGUAUCUCUGCGUUAACAUUAAGAAGCCCAUCGAACGCAGGAGUGUUUUAUGAUUGCGGAGCACCAAGAAUAAUCAUCGAUUGUAUGAAGUCUUAUCUUAAGAACUUAAACGUUUUAAAGCAAGCAGCUUGGGCAAUAAGAAAUAUGUCUGUAAGGAACAAAUUGGAAUGCAAAGAAUUUAUUGCUUAUGGCGUUGAAGAAAUAUUAAACAAUGCUCUAAAGAUACAUGGAACUAAAGGAGAAAGCGAUAUAAAGGCUGCUUUAAGAGACUUAGGAUUGAAGGUUGAAUUGAAAGAGAGAUGGACUGGCAAGGGUGCCAAAUUGAAUAGCGAAGCAGAAAAACGAGCUUCAUAAGAAUGAUAAUGUCUUCGAAGAAAUUUUAAAAAGGAAUCUUUCGAGUGGAAAAUUAAUAGUAGAAACCAUUUUCACAUCUCAUACUCGCAAUAGUUUUCAUUAGAUUUCCUUUUUCUCUCUAUAUGCGUAGAGACACGACGGGUUGCGAUGAUCAAGGCGCUACACGAUUGAAAAUUAUUAAUUUAUCAAAUAUCACGGAUAUAUUGUAUGUAUGUAUCAAUGUGUACUUACCAAAUAAACUAUUUCCAGUUAAGUUUUUCAAAUAUCAAGGAUAAUUAAUGAAAUAAUUAACGGAAUGCUGACGUUUCUCAAAAGUAAAUUGUUAUUAUCUUCUAACAAUCGGAAUUAUUUUUAUAUUUCUAUCACAAAACUUUUACAAUUCUUACUAAUGACCGAUUGAUCUUGAAAACGACAAAAAAAUAAAAAAAAAAAAGAAAUAAAAAAAUAAA
Molecule: messenger RNA, 2151 nt
Organism: Vespula pensylvanica (western yellowjacket)
Lineage: Eukaryota; Metazoa; Arthropoda; Insecta; Hymenoptera; Vespidae
Product: armadillo repeat-containing protein 6 homolog
Exons: 6
Coding region: 305-1702 (465 amino acids)
Biological process (GO): hematopoietic progenitor cell differentiation
Molecular function (GO): protein binding
Source: RefSeq, a predicted model, not a curated record